UGCUAGCUUCUUCGUUCAGAUAGUUCUCCUCAAACCUCUUCUUGACGUACAGCAACUAACCAUGAAAUCAAAGCUGUUUUUGGCUGCAGCAACCAUGGUAGCACUCCUCUCAGCCUUCAUAGCCGUUAACCAAAUCAAAUCUGCCUCUCCAGCAUCCGGCCAUGAAGACAACAAGUUCGGGCAAUUUGAAGCUGUCCCACUUGAGGAUGCAAUCGGACCGGAGAGCUUCGCUUUUGACCCACAUGGUGGAGGCCCCUAUACCGGCGUAUCAGACGGCCGGAUCAUCAGGUGGCAGCAAGACCAACGGCGUUGGAUCAACUUUGCCACCGCUUCUCCACAGAGAGAUGGUUGUGAAGGGCCACAAGAUCAUGAUCAAACGGAGCACAUUUGUGGGCGGCCAUUAGGGUUGCGCUUCAAGACAUCGACAGGUGAUCUUUACGUUGCUGAUGCUUAUAUGGGCCUACUCGUUGUGGGCGCCGGCGGUGGCAUGGCUACCAAGCUCGCAACGCAGGCACAAGGCAUUCCUUUUGGGUUCACCAACAGCUUGGACAUUGACCAACGCAACGGUGCCGUCUAUUUUACUGACAGCAGCUCACAAUACCCUAGAAGGAGUCAUAUCUCAGUGAUACUAAGUGGGGACAAAACAGGAAGGCUAAUGAAAUAUGACCCAGAAACCAAACAAGUGACUGUUCUUCUCAACGAUCUCUCUUUCCCAAAUGGUGUGCUGUUGAGUGAAAAUAGCGACUACAUUCUAGUUGCAGAGACCAGCAGAUGCCGAGUCAUCAGGUACUGGCUAGAAACAUCAAAAGCCGGAACUCAUGAAGUGUUUGCUCAACUCCCAGGGUUUCCCGACAACCUGAGUUGGAGUCCUAGGGGAGGAUUUUGGGUGGCAAUUCAUUCGAGAAGAGGAAGGAUAUUGGAAUGGGUUCUUUCGUAUCCCUGGAUAGGAAAUUCUUUGCUGAAGCUUCCUUUAGACAUCAUGAAAGCUUAUUCCUACUUGGCUAAGUGGAGGGGAAGUGGGUUGGCAAUGAGGAUAAGUGAGCAAGGUGAAAUGUUGGAAAUAUUCGAAAAUGAAAGUGGAAUUAGGUGGAGGUCUAUGGCUGAAGUGCAGGAGAAAGAUGGAACUCUAUGGAUCGGGUCAAUAAGUAUGCCUUUUGCGGGCAAGUAUAAGAUAGAAACCUCUUUUUAAUUAAUGGUCUAAUAUUGUGUCUAUCAAAGCUGCAUGCAGCAGAAACUUUCUGCAUGGAAAUGGCGGUAAUGAAAAAAAAAAAAAAAAA
This is a messenger RNA of Alnus glutinosa, 1277 nucleotides long. Its product is annotated as protein STRICTOSIDINE SYNTHASE-LIKE 2-like. Gene Ontology annotation, biological process: biosynthetic process. NCBI's taxonomy places the organism in Eukaryota, Viridiplantae, Streptophyta, Magnoliopsida, Fagales, Betulaceae. The transcript has 3 exons. Gene Ontology annotation, molecular function: strictosidine synthase activity. The record is from RefSeq and is a predicted model, not a curated record. Bases 62 to 1189 code for a protein of 375 amino acids.